Dicrocoelium dendriticum is the source of this 483-nucleotide messenger RNA. NCBI's taxonomy places the organism in Eukaryota, Metazoa, Platyhelminthes, Trematoda, Plagiorchiida, Dicrocoeliidae. The record is from the annotation of a GenBank genome assembly.
AUGACCGACGGGACAAGGGCACCGGGUGACACCGCUCGCGUUGUUUGUGCUGAACCUCCGACACGCCGGGGGGGAGUUCUCACUGGCGUUGCCCGCAUGCCUACUGUCUGUCGCGCCUCAGGGAGGGCCGACUCGGACCCGUCGACGCCCUUCCAUGUACCUACGGACCUCAAACUACCACCGUUUGACACCUUCCGACACCGUCCUGCGGUUAGCUGCCGCGGGUGUGUGGCGGACCGCGCCGACUUACGCUGGCUCGUACACCAUGGACUUCGCCGACUGCUGCGCUUCUGUCCCCCUCGUCCGGCUACCUCAUCCGAUUGCGUUGUAGACUCGCUGGGACAGCCGUCCCGUGGUCCGGUCCUUACUCAUUUUCGGCGGCGUACACCCCCGACCCCGCGUUCCGGAGGAGCGGCUCGCCGCCCGUUUGCGAGCCGGUGGUCUACAACCACAUCACCACGCUCUCAGGGGUGGCAGAGCUAG